CAAAGAAGAGGAAGAAGAAAGAAUAUGGAAUAAGAGAAGAAAAACCAAAACGCCACUUUCCCAUUGAAUUGCUUUCUCUUCAACCAUUCAAUUCUGAAGAAAAUCAAGGAAUUCUUCGACUCAUUUCCCCUUUUUCACAUCCUUUUUAGCUUUAACUAAAUUCGCUGAGCUCAUCGUUCUCGGCGGUAUCGAUUGCCUUCCUGACUUCUUCGAACUACUAUAAUACGUUCUUGAAUUCUUCUGUUGUUUGUUCGAUUCAGAUAAAGGGAGGCCAUGAAUGCGAAUAGUUCUCGAUUUCAGUCGCUUGGUCAGACCGAGAUUAACUGGGACAAGCUUGAUAAAGCAAAAUUUUAUGGCGUAGGAGCUGGUCUCUUUACUGGGAUUACAGUUGCACUAUACCCUGUUUCUGUUGUAAAAACGAGGAUGCAGGUUGCUGUAAAGGAUUCUGCCGAGAAAAAUGCAUUUUCUGUAAUUAAAGGCUUACUGAAGAAUGAUGGGGUUCCUGGUCUUUACAGAGGGUUUGGCACUGUUAUCACCGGUGCGAUUCCUGCAAGGAUUAUCUUCCUUACUGCUUUGGAGACUACCAAAGUGGGAACCUUAAAAAUGGUUGAGCCAUUGAAAUUUUCUGAACCCACACAGGCGGCAAUAGCAAAUGGGUUAGCUGGCAUGACUGCAUCACUUUUUUCUCAAGCUGUUUUUGUUCCAAUUGAUGUGAUUAGUCAGAAGCUCAUGGUUCAAGGAUACUCAAGCAAUACAAGAUAUAAUGGGGGUUUAGAUGUUGCUCGUAAACUGAUAAAGUCUGAUGGGAUCCGGGGAUUGUAUAAAGGUUUUGGAUUAUCUGUUAUGACCUACUCUCCAUCUAGUGCUGUAUGGUGGGCAAGUUAUGGUGCAAGUCAACGUAUCAUCUGGAGGUUCUUAGGCCAAAACUCUGGUGCUGAGAAAUUUGCUCCUAGCCAUGCCCAACUUAUUUCUGUUCAAGCUGCGGGUGGAAUAAUUGCAGGUGCAACAGCUUCCUGCAUUACGACGCCAUUGGACACUAUUAAGACUCGCUUACAGGUGAUGGGUGAUAAAGGGCAGACAGCAAGACAAAUUGUUGAAAACUUAAUCGCCGAGGAUGGAUGGAAAGGCCUCUAUAGGGGGCUGGGUCCUCGGUUUUUCAGCAUGUCAGCUUGGGGAACCUCGAUGAUAUUGGCUUACGAGUACCUCAAGCGCCUGUGUGCAAAAGAUGAACAGACUUGAUCGCAGCCAAGCGAAAGCUUUUUUGGUUUCAACUCUUUUCCCCUCACAACAGGGCCAGGUUGAGCAUAGAUUUCUAUCCACACUUCAAUUGCAGAUAAGGAUUGGUAUUAAAGCAUUCAUGUAUUGACUACAGAACAGAAUUUCAUUCCAUCCUAAAACCACAUUGAUUUUUUGGGAGAAGAUCAAACAAACUAAUUCCUGAAUUUUUUGGCAUUUUCUUCCCAUCACUCCUAACACGGUUUACUGUUGCCACUGCCCAAUUGUGGACUUAGCCAGAUUUGCCUGGAACAAAGAGAGCUUGGUGAGAUUUAAGUUGUAGGACCUUGACAUCGUUUAGUUAUUGUUUCCUAUUGUAAUGUAGUUGAUGGUUGAUUUCAUUUGUAGUAGCAAUGUGUUUAGUUGACUUGGUUCUUCAAGUACAUCCUUUUGGAAUCAAAGCAAUAUAUUGGCCAUCUCGAUCUCUUAUGACUU
Cucurbita maxima (winter squash) is the source of this 1710-nucleotide messenger RNA. Its product is annotated as solute carrier family 25 member 44-like. Gene Ontology annotation, biological process: transmembrane transport. Lineage: Eukaryota; Viridiplantae; Streptophyta; Magnoliopsida; Cucurbitales; Cucurbitaceae. The record is from RefSeq and is a predicted model, not a curated record. The transcript has 6 exons. The coding region runs from base 274 to 1239 and encodes 321 amino acids.